AUGUGUACUCAGAUUGAUUUCAUCCUGUGCUGCAGGGUGCAUUUGAAGGAAGAUAAAGAUUGCAAGGUCAUUCCAGGUCAAAGCGUGGCAUGUAGUCAUUGGGAAAAUGAAGCUGACAAGCCAAAGAAGAGAGAAAAGAGCAAAGGAAUUGCUUGGUGUGACAACUGGGAAGAAGGGGGGCAAGGAAACAUGGUGCUGGAACAAAGUACAGGAAGCUUUUGCGGGAAAGAAGGAAACAUGGUGUAUAGAGUGGCAAAGCAGAGGGAUAGAGCAGCAAAGGAUGUACAGCAAAUCAGUCUGAUAAAGGUUAAAGUGUUGACCACUGACGAGGAGGUGCUGCAGAGAUGGAAAGACUACUUCGAAGGGCUGAUGAAUGUUGAAAACCCCAGGGAAAUGAGAGAGGAAAAUGGGGUGAUGGCAGAAGUAAUGGUUGCAGGAGUAACACAGGAUAAGGUAAAGAAGAUACUGAAGAGGAUAAAGAGGGGAGAUAUAAUACCAGAUGAAUGGAGAAAGAGCACAUUGAUAGCCUAUGCAAGGCUAAGGAGUUGCUGCAGAAUUAGUGAUGAACAGUUUGGUUUUAUGUACACAGACGCCAUUUUUGCACUGCAAAUAUUGAUGGAAAAGUACAGAGAGGGACAUGCAUAA
This is a messenger RNA of Penaeus monodon (black tiger shrimp), 645 nucleotides long. RefSeq lists its product as uncharacterized. Bases 1 to 645 code for a protein of 214 amino acids. The transcript is spliced from 3 exons. Lineage: Eukaryota; Metazoa; Arthropoda; Malacostraca; Decapoda; Penaeidae. The record is from RefSeq and is a predicted model, not a curated record.